Messenger RNA from Diceros bicornis minor, 2679 nucleotides. RefSeq names its product abhydrolase domain containing 17C, depalmitoylase (gene ABHD17C). The coding region runs from base 199 to 1005 and encodes 268 amino acids. Lineage: Eukaryota; Metazoa; Chordata; Mammalia; Perissodactyla; Rhinocerotidae. Gene Ontology annotation, molecular function: palmitoyl-(protein) hydrolase activity. Gene Ontology annotation, biological process: protein depalmitoylation. The transcript has 3 exons. The record is from RefSeq and is a predicted model, not a curated record. Gene Ontology annotation, cellular component: plasma membrane; endosome membrane.
GACGGCGGGGCCGCCGCUGACCCUCCCCGGCCCGCAGCGCCGCGCCCGCCGGCCGGCCCCGCCUCCUCCCCCUGCGCCGCCGGGCGGGCGGGCCGCUGCCGGCCUCCGCGGUCCCCGCCCUCCUCGCCGCGCGCCCGCCCGCCGCCCUCGCUCCCAAGCCAGCCAGCCUGCCGGGCCGGCAGGCCGCAGGCCGCCCCGAUGCCCGAGCCAGGCCCCAGGAUGAACGGCUUCUCGCUGGGCGAGCUGUGCUGGCUCUUCUGCUGCCCGCCGUGCCCGAGCCGCAUCGCCGCCAAGCUGGCCUUCCUGCCGCCCGAGCCCACCUACACGGUGCUGGCGCCCGAGCAGCGCGGCCCCGGCGCGCCCAUCCCCGCCCCGGCCGCCGCCGCCGCCGCCGCCGCCACCGCCGCGGCCCAGCCGGCGCCGCAGCAGCCCGAGGAGGGCGCGGGCGCGGGGGGCGCGUGCAGCCUGCACCUGAGCGAGCGCGCCGACUGGCAGUACUCGCAGCGCGAGCUGGACGCCGUCGAGGUCUUCUUCUCGCGCACGGCCCGGGACAACCGGCUCGGCUGCAUGUUCGUGCGCUGCGCGCCCUCCAGCCGCUACACGCUGCUCUUCUCGCACGGCAACGCCGUGGACCUGGGCCAGAUGUGCAGCUUCUACAUCGGCCUCGGCUCGCGCAUCAACUGCAACAUCUUCUCCUACGACUACUCGGGCUACGGCGUCAGCUCGGGCAAGCCCUCCGAGAAGAACCUCUACGCCGACAUCGACGCCGCGUGGCAGGCGCUGCGCACCCGGUACGGUGUAAGUCCUGAGAACAUCAUCCUGUACGGUCAGAGCAUCGGAACUGUGCCCACAGUCGACCUGGCCUCGCGGUAUGAGUGCGCAGCCGUGAUCCUCCACUCGCCUCUGAUGUCUGGUUUGCGCGUGGCUUUUCCCGACACCAGGAAAACCUACUGCUUCGACGCGUUCCCCAGGUGGACUCGGGAUGUGGACCAACUCUCCCAGUGAGAAAAAACUAGCACUACUGAAUAAAAUGGAGAAGCUUCUUAAACAGAUGCAUGAACUGGUAAGAAGAUAAAGACUGUGCAGUAAAUGCCAAGUAAAGAUGAGAACCAAGAGGGAAGAGGAGCGCUGAAACCAGUUUUCUCCUGGUGGGAACUUGCUGAGCCAGGUUGACCUGAACAUUGGUCUCCAGUCUGGUGGGGCUUGGGGGCAGUAAACAACACUUCAAGUGCCCUCUACGGGGAGACUCCUUGGAAACUGCCCUCUUUUGGGCGAAAAUCAUAUGAUCAUCUCAGUAGACACAGACAAAACGUGAUGGAAUUCAGUGUCCCACUCAUGACUAAAAAUGAGACAAAACUCUUGUCAAACUAGGAAUAGAGGAAAACACACAGAGAGAUUAUCUCAAAACAGCCACCAAGAAGCAUUAUACUGAGUGUGGUAGAACAGUGAAAGCGCCAUUCUUCUUUAGAUUGGGAGUUAGCCGUAAUAUCCACUGGGCCUUACUUCUCAGAAUCCACGAAAGACCCUAGCAAGUGCGGUAGCAUCAAAAAACUGGAUAGAAAAAAGUAUAAGACAUGGGGGAAAAAAAGAGAAUGAAAAUAUGUUCUAAAACCAGAUUAUUGUGGUUGUGCAACUCACUAAACUUACAGAAAUCAUUCAAAUGUACACUUAAAGGGAUAGAUUUUAUGAUAUGUAGAUUAUACCUUAAUAAAAAUUUUUAAAAGAAAUGGGAAGUAAAUAGAACUAUUAUUCUCAGAUUAUGAUUGUGUAGAACACCUGAAGAUAUCUACAAGUUAGUAGAUGCAAUAAGAAAUCUUAUUUCUAUAAACCAAUAAAAAUGUUUAAAAUUCAACUAAAAAAAUAUCAUUUACAAUAGCAUUGAAAAAUAUUAAGUACCAGGAAAUAAUCCAACACACCAUGUACAAUGCACAUUCUGGGAGAAAAUUAUAAAACUUUUUUGAAAGACAUUAACGAAGACAAAUUAAUGAGAGUUUAUAGAUAAGAAGGCUUAUUUUUAAUAUAUCCUUCCAAAAUAGACCUAUUUUGGAAUAUUAUGGGUUAAUAUGAUUCCAAUAAAAAUCCCAGCAGUGUUUUUUGUGAAACCUGACAGGGUGAUCCUAAAAUUCGUAUGGGAGAACAAAGGGCCAAGAAUAGCCAGGGCACCUGAAUGUGGAGAGACAUGCUUUACCAGAUAUGAAGAAUUCUAGGUGAGAAGUCUCAAGACUGAAAAGGCUCAGUCCCUCCAGAUUCUAGAGUCUAGAAAGCCUUUCUUGACCCUAGACUCUAGGUUAAAUGCUCCUCCCAGUGCUGCUUCAGUAUUCUCUACUCGCCUGAGCACUGCCAUUAUCACUACUGCUUGAAACCGUAAAGGAAUGAAUAUACUUCUAGAUUUGAUGUAUUAAAAAUAUAAAAUUUUCAUAGUAAAAAAAUAGCAUAAUCUAGUGACAAGCGGUGGAACAUUAUAAGGCAUAUGACAGAUAAUGUACAAAUACACUUAGUAAUCAAAUGAUGAGGCACUAUCCAGAGCACAAGACAUGAAGAAACUGCUCAUAAGAGAUUAUUGUGUGUAGUAACUACAUGUAGAUUCAACCAGAUAAUUCAAUGAACAUAUCAAAUAAAUACAGAUUUAAAUGAUAAAAUCCCAUCAUAAAUUAUGAAGUUGGUAUAAAGAUUUAUUUG